Pezoporus occidentalis (night parrot) is the source of this 4900-nucleotide messenger RNA. It is a transcript of the gene CIDEA, whose product is annotated as cell death inducing DFFA like effector a. NCBI's taxonomy places the organism in Eukaryota, Metazoa, Chordata, Aves, Psittaciformes, Psittacidae. Gene Ontology annotation, biological process: regulation of apoptotic process; apoptotic process; lipid storage. The record is from RefSeq and is a predicted model, not a curated record. Gene Ontology annotation, cellular component: lipid droplet. The transcript is spliced from 5 exons. The coding region runs from base 101 to 757 and encodes 218 amino acids.
GAGGCCGGCCUGUGUGUCGGGUCCGCCCCGCCGCGGGGAGGAGCGCCGCCCACAACACUUAACCUUCGCGGCCCGACUUCUCCUGGGGUUGGGAGCGGUCAUGGAGGCAGCGCGGGACUACGUGGGCUUGCUGGUGCGAUCUUUGGUAUCCAUGGGAGCAUCUGUGGGAGCAGUAACAAAACAGACCCUGUUCCCUCCUCUCAUGCCUGCAGGGCGACCUUUCCGUGUGUCGAAUGCCUCCAGAAGCAGCCGGAAAGGAAUUGUGGCAAGCAGUCUUCAAGAGCUCAUCAGCAAGACUUUAGAUGCCUUUCUUAUAUCUGCUGGAAUAGUUACUCUGGUUUUGGAGGAAGAUGGCACGGUUGUGGACACAGAAGAGUUCUUCAAGUCUCUGGAUGAUAAUACACACUUCAUGAUUCUAGAAAAAGGACAGAAAUGGACACAAACAAAAAAUGGACUUGCCACUGCGAGACAAAAGAAGAAAAUGGGAGUAGCUAACAUCACAUUUGAUCUGUACAAGCUGCACCCUAAGGAUUUUAUUGGCUGCCUAAACAUCAAGGCCACCUUCUAUGAGAUCUACUCUGUCUCAUAUGACAUCAAAUGUAUGGGAGCAAAAAGUGUAUUGCGGAAGGUGCUUCAGCUGAUGUCCCAUGCAGCACAGAUAACUGGACAGUUUCUUCUUUAUACUGGAACUUACAUGUUACAGUUGAUGGGUGAAUAUGAUGAAGACGGCACAUGUGCAAGAUCAAGGCGGGAGUAGUGAGCCCAGCUGCACUUCUGAUAUUGGAUCUUUUUGCUUAAAGACUUCCUCCUGCCCAUAUUUGAUUGUAGUCAUGUAGGUAGGGGGAUAUCCACUGAUGUGAACUAACAUUUUUCCCAUUUGGGGAAUGGUUGUAGGCCUUAGUCAUAAAAUAAGUGUUUGAUGUUCACAGGCUCUUAACACAGCAAAAGGUUGUGUGCCUAAAGCUGAGAAUUUGCCCCAGCAACUCAAAAUGGAAAAUAGGUAUACUUGCAAAUUUGUGUGGAAUAUUUCUUGCACUGAUCAAAGCAUAAUGUAGUUGUGGGGUUUUUUUUUCAUGGCUGUCUACUUGCCUUCUGAACAGACUGGGCUGGGGCGAGGGGCUAUGUUCUAUGUUUGUUUUUUUUGUUUGUUUUAGUCCUUAACAGUGCUGGUAUUAGUGCCCAGCUGGCACUGAGGUACAAAAGGGUGAAGUGUACUUAUUUACUGCUGCUAACAAUAGAACUAUACAAUGUAACUAAAUCUGGGUUCAGUGACUGACUGAUGAAGUCUAAUUGGAGAAGUGCAACUACCAAGCAGAAACUUAAAAUUUAGCCUUGCUUCCCUUAAAACAAGUAAAAACUUUUCAUCAUAACUCUUUAUACUUCAAGCCUACAAAGAAAUUCAGGUUAGUAUAGCUUAUACAUGUUGAAGACCUGAUAUAUUUAUUUAAUGGGUCUGAUGUUCAUUUCUGCCUGAAGUAUUGAAUAAUUCACCAGUUUCAUGAACAUGGCUUACAAACAGCCUCCUGAGCUUUCUCCAGGAGUUAGACUAUCACUUCUGUAGUUUUUCUACUGUUUGUUACAAGGUGACACAACAUCCCAAGUUGUACUUUAGGUACAAGUAGGAGAUGCUGGAUUUUGAUGCCCCUGUAUUCAGGGAGAGCAGGACACUACCUACUCUUGUGUAACAUACAUAUGCUCUAAACUGGAUAUUUGCAGUUUUACAGUCUCCCAAGACAAGCUGUAUUAAGAGCAGAGUUAUUAAUCCUUAAAUAGAAUUGUCCAUAUUGUUUUCUACACUUCAGUGAAUGGCUAGUAUGACCAGCUUUCAGGAAGUUUUCCUCAACAAUGUAGAAAACUGGAAAAUUAGCAGUUAGACAUCUUGUGUCAAAAUACAAACUCCCAUUGCUGAAGGGGAAAAGCCCAGCUUUGUUCAUAGGUAUGUAUUCUGAAGUUUUCAUUUGCCUGCUCAUGAAGAAUUUUAGUAAGUUAUUAUGGUCUUGCUUAAGACUGAAAGCUGUUAAGGAGAUGGCAGGUACAGGUAAAUGUGUCUGACCUGAUGGCAGGUGCCACUAGGAACAAGCCCAGGUGACAGCAUGAACAAAUAGGGCAAGAGAAGAAAGCAAUGGGAGAAAAAGGAAAAAGACCAGUGUGGACCCCACAGUGCUUGCCCUGCACCUGCUGAGAAAGGAGUCCAUUAACUGUGGGUAUCAACUGCACUGACCAGUCAAGGGAAAACCUCAUCUACUAAAAAAAGGAAUUGAGGGGCUGGAAAGCAUCAUGGUUGGUGGGAUCUAUUCUGACCUGUCAGCUGAGUCUGUUCACUAUAUAUGGGAAUAUUGCUCUCACUUUUAUCUGAAAAUUACACCUUUCUAUGCUUAUUUUUACCUUCCUUUUAUGGAUGGGACCUAGCCAGCUGGAGCUGCAUUUCAAAUCAGUGUUGUGAUGAAAAGCAGUCUAAAUCCAAGUGUUAAAGGUACUGAUGAACAUGAGUUUGGUAGGUCUGCACAAGUCUCUUCAGUAAUGGUUAUUACAAAUAAGUAGACAGCUAAGAAAAACCUUGGGUAUUUUUUUUCCCUGAUUUCUUUUGUUUCCCAUCUACAUCUGACCACCCACUGGAGGAAGUGCGGAGGGCACACUGCUCUAGGCAGGGUGAGUACUGGUUCUUUCCUAAUUUCUUGCAGGGAAGAGUGCCUGUAGCUUACAGCACUGUCAGGUUUCCUUCAGAAGAAAAAAAAAUCUAUUCUGUGAGUAAUAAGAGAUUAUAUUAAAAUGAAGCUUAAUACUUCAUCUGUGUUGUUCUUAACAUCCCACCCAAAUGAUUGUUGCCAUUAUAAUUGCUGGCUAAAGUCUUUCUGCUCCUAUCAAGGAAUUGCGUUUAACUGAUGCAGUGCAAUGACUGUCAUUAAUUCUUUCAGCUUUGAAGAACCAUUUAUUCUAUUAGAACAAGCACACCUCUUGAAAGCAAACUCUAUAUGAUGCUCCUGGGAAUAUUUAUGUUGCUAAUGGUGGGAGCAUCAACAUUAAAAAAAAAAACCCAGCCAACCAAACUUGCACAGUUCAGUACUGCUUUGUGUGAAUUGCCUCUUCAACAUCUGUAAUACAAAAGCUUUUGCAAGUCUGAACUGUGCAGUUCUCAAAUUCCAGCCUUCUAUAGCCAGAGGCAAUUGUUACAGAACUAACACUUCAUAGUUUCCAUGGCACUAUCUGAGAACCUAAUGUGAUCUAAAAUGCUAACUCAGUAUGAAUUUUCAAUGUUUUUAAGCAGCUGCUGCUUUGACAGCUUAACAGUUAAAACUUGAGUUGCUGAAGGUCAUGUGAGCUGUGAAGUCUCCAUCUUAGAACAUCUCCUGCUGAUUAAAAAUGCAAACAGUUGAACAAAGUAACUCAGCUUUGAUAUUUUCUCAAAAUAGGAGAAAGGACUUGGAAAUUGCAUGAGUCUGAAUUGCUUCACUGCUGCUGAAUUUUGGUUUUGCCACAGGCUUAGUAUUUGGGGGAUGAUGUUUCCUACUGUGCCAACUUCUUUCCAGAGAUAAUGUUUUGGCUUUGGAUCAGAUUGAAGGAGUUUAUCAUUCUCUGAGUUGGAACCAGUUUUAUUUUUUCACAGGCUGAUUAGGAGGCAUAGCUUUUACUUAAGCUGUGUACACGAUAAACAGCAAAGAACAACUUCAGCAUUAUCUGUCAGCAAAUUAUAUACAAGUUGGUGUACAGUAUCUAGCAAGAAACAGAAAAACUAAAAGUACAGGCUUUUAACUGCAGAUACACAGAGAAGCAGCUGGCUUUUCUACUUGACAUUUGUAACUUUAACUGAGCUUAUGGAAAGAAAAAUUAAUCUGCACUUGUUACAGUUGCAUUCAAGGGUGGGAGCAGUGACAUGUCGAAGGUGUGAAACAUGGUUACUGCCUCCUUGCUUGCACUGACCCUUUUUGCCUGUUGCUUUGCAUCACUUGCUAACAAUGCACCAAGUCAUAUUCUCCAGUUACCAAAAAAGGAAUUUUCACUGAAGUACUCAAUCUUGUUGACUCAGGCACCGUUCAUGUUCUGCAGGCAAAACAAAGUUGCUCUAUUCGUGACUAGAAUGAAGAAUCUUGCGGGGUUUUUGUAUGUGUAAUUUAUCAUUACUUAAUUUCUUAUCUUUCAUAAACCCAUGAAGUUGUUGCUUUCUUGCACCUUGCUAUUAUUUCAGGAAAAACAAGAUUACAAGCUCUUCUGUCCAGGGGGAAAGGAAAAGGCAGGGUUUAAAUUCCUUAGACCGUUUUGAAUAUGCUGUAGGAAACAUCCUGAAUCCCUUCCCAAAAGAGAAGGGAAGGAUAAAGAAAGGAAAGUAAAACUUUGAGCUGGAAUUUUUUUCAGUAAGUAGAGAGGUAUUAACAGUUUAGGAAAUGUUGUAGAAAAUGUGGUUUGGAAUGUUAACUGUGAUGAUAACUACAUGUGAUCAUUUGUAACUGACUAAAAUUGUAACUCUAAAUCAUUUCAGCAUGCUUCUUCCUGAGAUGGCACUUGAAUUGAAGGCACAAGCUUAUUUAAGUAAAAACAAAAAAAGCUUAAAACCAAAGUGUAUUUUUGAUUUGAUGCCUCAAGUUUUACUGGAGGUAUUAAUGUGAUUAACAUACCACUUCAGCUAUAUAUUAUUAUCCUGAUGGGGUUUAGAGUUUGUCACUGCUUUCUGUACCUUACCCUGUCAUACAUGCAGUUAAGAUAUUUAUAAUCAUGAGGAUUGCUACUUUGCUAAGGGAAAAGUUAGUAUUUUAUAAUGUCACAAUUUUCAAGAUCAGUAGUUUAACUUGCUAUACAAAUUUAGGUGGGUGAAAAUUGUGUCAGUGAUGGCAGCAUUUUCUGAUGUGUGGUGCCAAUUUUAAGGAACACUGUCCAUGAAUAAAUAAAACCAAAUGGUGGCUUUGGA